Molecule: messenger RNA, 1150 nt
Organism: Dicrocoelium dendriticum
Lineage: Eukaryota; Metazoa; Platyhelminthes; Trematoda; Plagiorchiida; Dicrocoeliidae
Source: the annotation of a GenBank genome assembly
CUGCAAGGCCCGUGAUGGAAAAACCGCUGUGUGCGCUCCUAUUGCUUCUUGGUGUCUCGUCAGCUCGGCCUAUCAAACGUCCUCCAUCUGUUGACAAUCAACCAUGUCAUAGAAGGUACGCUGCCUCCAAAAACGGCACAGUAGAAUAUACCGAAGGGACUGGAAACAUCGCUUUCUGUAACUAUGAAAUCGCCGUUGACUCCAAAAGCCAAAUACGGCUGGAAUUUGCGAAAACGAAUUUGGAUAGGCUUGGUCCAGCUUUUGUGGACUACGUUUUAGCAUUCGAUGGACCAGAUUGUAUGUCAACACGGAUUGGAGCGGUGAGCGGAAAGAGGACUCCAACGUUUACUUCCAGCGGCAACCAGAUGACGGCUUUGUUUGUCAGAGGAAAUAUCGGCAAAGUCUUCAAAGCUAUGUAUUCCACAGACAACUGCGGGGGUGAAAGGAAUGGCCCGAACGGAACGAUAUCGUUCAAGGGAGAUGAAAAAGUGAAUGCAUUGUGUAUUUGGAGAUUGAGGGUUGGCGAAGGGAAAAAGGUGCACCUCCAACUGAGAGCAAAGCAAUCUGCAUCAGUUGGUUCGUGGAUCCGCCUACUGGACGGAAGCAACUGUUCUGCUCGAGAACUUGCCUACAUUACAGCUCAGAGCAAGUCGCAAACAUACAAUGAAACCUCCACGUCAAACGUGAUGAUGGUGAUAUUUUCAUCAGUGAAUGGUUUCCCCCCAGAAGAAUUCCGAGCAUUCUAUUGGGAUGGGACGGUGCCAACUACAACGACGACCACCACAACCUCAAGUGAGACAAAUUCCACUUCAACGGUGAAGACCAGGGAUGACGAAAUAAACUCAGCAGUCCCGACUCCAAGUGGUGCCUUCAAAGAUAACGUGACGGAGAUACCCGAUCACACCAAUUCAUGGGCACCGAAACUCACUUGCAAAGUGUUGGCAGCCGUGCUCGUUCAUUCUGCCUACUAUGCUUUCUGGAUUACAACACAUUGAUGCUAUGAAAGCGAUGGUCAUCUACGCACCUACAUCAACACGAUAUGCGUCGUUCUUGAAAAUAUCGCUCAUGUCAUCCAAUCUGAUUCAAACAUUAUCAACUACGUUAGUUUUCGGAGUGUGAUCUUUCCCUAGUAAUGUGACAGUCAUCUGCA